This is a messenger RNA of Aedes aegypti (yellow fever mosquito), 611 nucleotides long. RefSeq names its product basic helix-loop-helix transcription factor amos. The record is from RefSeq and is a predicted model, not a curated record. The transcript has a single exon. Gene Ontology annotation, molecular function: protein dimerization activity. Bases 13 to 498 code for a protein of 161 amino acids. Lineage: Eukaryota; Metazoa; Arthropoda; Insecta; Diptera; Culicidae.
GCCGAGACGACAAUGUCUGAAAUGUACUACUUUCCAUCACCUCCGUACAGUGACGAUCCAAGGUCACCUAGCCCGGGUGUUAAGUCGAACAAGCAGCCAUCGUGCCCACAGUUAAUCCCGCUGACCUCGUUGGAGUACGUUCGCAGUUUGGCCUACUCCCAGGGGUUCAAUAUUAGUGUGGAAACGUGCGAACGGAUUGCCACCCCACAUUGGAUCCAUCGAAGGAGCCCGGGAAAAGCGUCUUCUUCUCCUCCAGUUUCGAAGGAGAAGCCCAAAAACACAUCGAGUAGGCGAAAAGUGAUUCCACCGGUGAUUCGAAGGAAACGACGCCUGGCGGCCAAUGCUCGCGAACGAAAACGUAUGCAUGCGCUGAACGAGGCGUUCGAUCGGCUGCGACAAUAUUUGCCCACGAUUGGCAACGAUCGGCAGUUGUCCAAGCACGAGACGCUUCAGAUGGCCCAGAGCUACAUCUCCGCACUGAGUGAGCUGUUAAAGUAGGCGUGUGUGUGAAAAGGGGGAAGGGUGCUUAUGCGAAUAGUGUAAUUUUUUCACAGUGUACUGAUAUUAGGUUAGAUUAGCAUAACAAAGCAGGCGAUGGAAGCCCCCGUUAU